Molecule: messenger RNA, 849 nt
Organism: Hymenoscyphus albidus
Lineage: Eukaryota; Fungi; Ascomycota; Leotiomycetes; Helotiales; Helotiaceae
Source: the annotation of a GenBank genome assembly
GCCAAAUUCAGAGCAAGAAACGAACUAGCAAUAUGAGCCAAUUAUCGCUAAUUGUGAUGUGCGUGAGGACAAUCCAACUGCAUGUAUCCCAGUUAUUCUGCGAUCGCCCUUCUCCAGGUUCAAACUCUUUCAUGCUCGUAGCUCCGCAACCUUCCUUUCCUAUCACGAUCAAGUUGCACAGAAAUAAUACAGAAAAUAUCAACUUGACUGGACAGCCUUCCUUAUGUGAUACAGAAAUCUUUGCGAAAAAUUAAACGGUGUUGGAUGCAGGCGUUGGGCAUUGGACGUUGGGGGAGCGAAGGGGGGGCUUGUAAGGAAGACUGCAUCAGCUACAACCUCCUCUCAAGCUGUGGUUUUCUGUGCCUAUAUUAUCCUACCACAGUUCGCUACAAAAGACAUUGUUCUCUCACCUCAUUCCAGUUUUGACAUCGGAAAUCCUCAAGAUACAAGCAGUACCAAAACAUCCUUUUCAACUUGUUUUCAACUCCUUCGAUACAAAUCCAACACCAAAACACCAUCUCUAUCAUACGUCACAUAUCGCUACCAUGAAGUACUCCAUGCUCCUCGUCAUUGGACUUUUCACGGGCAUCUUUGGAGCUCCUUUGAAUGGUUUGUAUAUAGCAUCACUUUCUGGUGAUAUUUUGCUAACAGUUGUAGUUAUUCGUCAAGGCACUGCUGAGGUCACUUGAAUGACCGAAAUUUCUGACAAUGAUGUCGUCUGGCCUGAGUUUAAGGCUGAUUAUCCGCAAUCUGUGCCUGAGGAAAAAGUUUGAAGUUUGGGUGUAGUUGGAAACAGUAUAAUGUUGAGCAACCACGUCUGUCUUGGGAGACAAUCAGGCAGUCAUGUAU